UUUGAAAUUUGGACAUUCAUGAGGUGGUUCUGGCCUCAUUGCACGCUCCUUUACUGUACUGUACCAAUUUACAGAGGUGUUCGCGACAACGAUCGAAGGUCAGCCAAUCGGAAGCCACAACAAUAUUUAUUUUCAAAGCUCGAGAUCAAACCUGAUAUAAAAUUUCGUCUUCGGUAUGACAAACAUGCCAGCAUUUUCUAGAGGUCUAAGACCUGUCCUUCGGACUGAUUAUAUCUCUUCCAAAUGUCUACAAUUUUCCACUACGUCAGUGGUGUUUUCAGGUCACAAUCGCUGGUCAAAAAUCAAACAUGACAAAGGAGCUGUAGAUGCGAAAAAGACCAAGGCUCGCUCUAUCAUUGCGCAUGAUAUUGCGCUGGCUGUAAAAUGUAUGUUAUAUGAUAUGCCAUUGGUUUUUAUAUUUGAUACUAAUUCAUUAUAUAAGUACAUGGAGCCAACCCAUACAUAAAUCCAAGACUGGCGGCUGUUCUAGCGGCUGCGAAGAAAGGUACAUAACGGGGUACAUUCCCUCCUGGCAUCUAUAUUUGCAAAUACUCACGUUGCCAUAGCUGGUUUUCCGAAAGCCUCCAUAGAAACUGCUCUAGCUCGUGGGCAAGGAAAAUCAAGAACCGGAGCUGCGCUGCAGAAAGCAACGUUAGAAUGCAUAAUGCCGCCGCAGGUUGCCCUGAUAAUUGAAGCCGAAACGGAUAGCGUUAAUCGUACAAUGAUGGAAUUGAGACAUCUGGUUAAAACUCAUGGAGGAACUGUGACACCUACAGCAUAUCUGUUCCAGAAAAAGGGAUGCGUCACAUUCGAGAAGGACGAAAAGAAUCUGGGCGUUGACGAUGUGAUGGAUGAGGCGAUCGAAGCAGGGGCCAAAGAUUUAGAGGUGGACGAUGAGGGGAAUAUUAUUGUUUGGACGGAACCAAAUAUGGUAACAGUAGCCGGAGAUACUCUGCAGAAGGAAUUCGACAUAAAAAUCGCAAGUUCGGAUAUCCUCUGGAUUCCUAAUGAGGAUACAAAUGUGCCAAUCGAUGCAGGGGAGGCCACAGACAGACUUAUGUCUUUCAUUGAGUCUGCAAGAGAUAAUUCAGAUGUUCAGGGGAUAUAUGCGAACAUUGUUCAGGGAAAUAUUGAGGAUGGACAGUGGGAAGAUUUGAUCGGUGGAUUAGACUGAUUAAAAAGGGUAUAUAUUUGAUUUAGACACACACAGAGGUAGAGGGUAGACUAGAUUUACAGUGGGUGGCUUGUACGAUAGGAAAAGCAUCUCCCCGCCCCUCGACCCCAAUUCUAGAGGAAUAA
Molecule: messenger RNA, 1299 nt
Organism: Sclerotinia trifoliorum
Lineage: Eukaryota; Fungi; Ascomycota; Leotiomycetes; Helotiales; Sclerotiniaceae
Source: the annotation of a GenBank genome assembly